AGAUGAAGCCCCGCGUGGCGUGGGUCUGAUAUUCCAGAUGAGUGUGACGCAGGGUUUCUCAUUAAGCUAAUGGGUUGAUCUGAGAUCUGAUACACUUGUGCAGAACAUCAGAUCACUUACACAUCACAUCUGACGCGUACCGCGUGACUCGCUGCUUUCUCCCGGAGCGAGUGGAAAUAAACACGACGCGUUAUGACGAAGGCACCGUGGACGCGGCGCGGCAGACGCGCUUGUUUUUAGACAUGAUGAAGAAAAGCACCCGAGCCGCAGGUGAGACAUCUGAUGCUGACAGUCCGAUAACACAUUCAUCCCCAUCAGUGCUGUACCUGUGAGGAAGGUGAUGCUGAAGGAUCCGUGGACUGUUAUGAAGAUGACGUUGAUGGUCUGUGGACCGUGAUGAUGGUGUUUAUGAUUUGUGGACUGCUUUGAAAAGGAUGAUCCGUGGACUGUGAUGAAGAUGAUGUCUAUCAUCCGUGGACUGUGAUGAAGAUGAUGUCUAUCAUCCGUGGACUGUGAUGAAGAUGAUGUCUAUCAUCCGUGGACUGUGAUGAAAAUGAUGUUGGUGGUGACUGGAGCGGUUCUGGUUCUGGCCAUCGUGUUUAUGUCCGACAUGAACGCGUUUCUGGACCGAUUUCACAACUUCAUCCUGCCGCGCAUGCGCGGACCUGAGCGCGUGUGUCACUGCUCGUGCGGCAGGCAUCAUGUGGAGUACGUGAUCCCGUACGAGGGAUCCGUCUCGGGCGACACCGUCUCUUCCUCCACGAGUACCAGCGCGAGCAAACAGGAGCUGGAUCUGGUUCUGGGUCUUCUGAUGGGUUUCUGUGUCAGCUGGCUGUUGCUGUGGCUGGACCGAGCGUUUCAUUACACCCUGAGGUUCUGGAGGUCCAACAGACAUGACGGUGCGGAGGGUGAGCUGUGGCGCUCGUGGCGAUGGGUGUCCCGUGUGUGUAACCUGCGAGAGCUGCGCAGACGUCUGCAAACCCGCAGGACAGAAGAUUCUGGAAAUAACGUUGCGCACGUCAAACAGAAGCUCUAUCACAACGGCCACCCGAGCCCUCGCAGACUCUGACACAAACACACCACCGCAUGUCAACGCUACACAACAGCCCAUCCACUGGAUUUCUACUGCGUGUAGUGUGAGACGGGACGUUACUUACUGGACUCUCUCAGAGGACUCUGUGUUCCUGCUUGCUGUGUGUUUUUCACAGGUUUUGUGUGUUUGUUUUGUAGGGGUAGGGCACUUCAUUAGUGAAGUGAAGUGACCUAUUAGUCAGAUAUGGUGACCCAUACCGAAAUGUGACCUCUGCUUUUAACCCAUCCAGAGAGUAGUGAACACACGCACAGCAAGUGGUGAACACACGUACACCCGGAGCAGUGGGCAGCUAUCACUGCAGCGCCCGGGGAGCAAGUAGGGGUAAGGUGCCUUGCUCAAGGGCACCUCAGUCGUUACCCCGCCGGCCCUGAGAAUCCAACCGGCAACCUUCUGGUCACGAGUCCCACUCUCUAACCAUUAAUUAACUAACCUAAUCGGGGUGGGUUUGCAUUUUAUAUUUAUAUUUGUGUACUGGGAAACAGUGUCUGUUUUAGAAACACGGCAUGCUGGGUAAUCUUUAGUAGUUACAGCCGAUUUGAGGCCAGGGGAAGUAUCUGAAUGUUUAGUUACGCAUGAGAGCGCGUGAUGUUUGUAAUCUGUGUUGUUACACAUUAAAGUGACUCGUGUGAUUAAUCUCAAACCAGCUUCAGUUUUCACAGCACA
Triplophysa rosa is the source of this 1756-nucleotide messenger RNA. RefSeq names its product transmembrane protein 240b (gene tmem240b). The record is from RefSeq and is a predicted model, not a curated record. Lineage: Eukaryota; Metazoa; Chordata; Actinopteri; Cypriniformes; Nemacheilidae. The coding region runs from base 548 to 1069 and encodes 173 amino acids. The transcript has 4 exons.